AUGGGCGAUUCUGAAGAUAAAACAACUUAUGCAGUGUGUGCCAUAAUAGUAGCGGAGCUGGAAAAACAAAACGAAAACAAACGGCGUAGAAAGAGGGGGCCUACCAAAACUUGGAUAAAAAGACGAACAGAUAAAGGGGCCUUCUUGAACUUAAAUCUAGAGUUGAGAGGCGAGGAUCCUACUUCAUACAGGAGGUGGCUGCGGCUAACAGAAAGCCAGUUUAAACAUCUUUUGAAUGAAAUUUCCCCCAGAAUUCAGAAGCAAAAUACAAAGUUUGGGAAGCCAAUAUCUCCCGCUGAGAGACUGACUGUCACGCUCCGGUUUCUAGCCACUGGAAAUACAUUUAGAGACUUAUCUUGGGAAUUCAGAAUUGGCGAAAGAACGAUAUCUUACAUAGUCACGGAAACAUGUGCCGCUUUGUACGAGACCUUAAAAUAUACAUUUCAAGUGCCAACAUCGAAGGAACAUUGGAUGGCUAUUGCCAAGCACUUCCAAGAUCGGUGGAAUGUGCCCCAUUGUUUGGGAGCCAUUGAUGGAAAGCAUAUUGUGAUGAGGAAGCCCAUCAACAGUGGUUCUCAUUACCAUAAUUACAAAGGGACUGAAUCAAUUGUUCUUUUAGCAGUUGUGGAUGCAAAUUACACAUUUCGAUAUGUUGAUGUUGGCACACAAGGUAGGAUCAGCGAUGGAGGUGUGUGGAACAAAUGCAACUUAAAGGAGCUUAUAGAUGUAAAUGCUCUUGACAUACCUCCAGCUCAUCCGCUUCCAGGUCAAGACAUAGUCACACCAUAUGUCUUCUUAGCCGAUGAUGCUUUUGGCUUGAAACCGUAUAUCCUGAAACCUUAUGGUGGAAGUGAUUUGACUCUGGAAGAACGGAUAUGCAAUUACAGGUAA
This is a messenger RNA of Centruroides sculpturatus (bark scorpion), 891 nucleotides long. RefSeq names its product protein ANTAGONIST OF LIKE HETEROCHROMATIN PROTEIN 1-like. Bases 1 to 891 code for a protein of 296 amino acids. The transcript has 3 exons. Lineage: Eukaryota; Metazoa; Arthropoda; Arachnida; Scorpiones; Buthidae. The record is from RefSeq and is a predicted model, not a curated record.